Molecule: messenger RNA, 998 nt
Organism: Perognathus longimembris pacificus (Pacific pocket mouse)
Lineage: Eukaryota; Metazoa; Chordata; Mammalia; Rodentia; Heteromyidae
Gene: Vgll4
Product: vestigial like family member 4
Biological process (GO): negative regulation of DNA-templated transcription
Molecular function (GO): transcription coactivator binding
Source: RefSeq, a predicted model, not a curated record
GGCCUGCCCGAGGCGGGCGAAGCCGCCCGCAGCCGCCCGGCGGCUCAGCCAGGAAUGGGGACCCCGCUGGAUGUGCUGUCCAGGGUGGCCUCUCUGGUGCACGCCGACGACGAGAAACGCGAAGCCGCUCUCCGGGCGGAGCCCCGAAUGCAGCCGGUGGCGGUGGCGUCGGCGCUGGGCGGUCACCGCACGGGCCCGCCCCCCAUCAGCCCCAGCAAGCGGAAGCUGAGCGCCGAGCCGGGGGACGAGGACCUGGACUGCGACGGCGACCGCGUCUCCAAGAUGACCCGCAUCUUCAGCCCGCACCUGAGCAAGACGGCGGUGAACGGAGACUGCCGCCGGGGCGGCCGCGAGCGCAGCCGCAGCCCCCUGGAGCGCGCCGGGGCCCCCGCCUGCCCCGCCGGCCUGCACGCCGGCCACCUGUACGCCGCCCUGCCCGGCCUCGCCGAGCAGCCGCUCGCCCUCACCAAGAGCGGCGGCGACGCCCGGCCCGGCCUCUCGCCCGGCCUGACGCCCGCCGAGCGGCAGCAGAACCGGCCCUCGGUGAUCACCUGCGCGUCCGCCGGCGCCCGCAACUGCAACCUCUCCCACUGCCCGAUCGCGCACAGCGGCUGCGCCACGGCGGGAACCGCCAGCUACCGGAGGCCGCCCAGCCCGCUGCCAGCUGCGACCCCCCGUUGUGGAGGAGCACUUCCGCCGGAGCCUGGGCAAGAACUACAAGGAGCCCGAGCCAGCGCCCAACUCCGUGUCCAUCACGGGCUCCGUGGACGACCACUUCGCCAAAGCCCUGGGCGACACGUGGCUGCAGAUCAAGGCGGCCAAGGACGGCGCGUCCGGCAGCCCCGAGCCGGCCUCGCGCCGCGGCCCGCCGCCCAGCCCCUCGGCCCACGUGCUCGGCACGGCCCCUCCCCGUCCGUGGUGUCCUGAGGGCGGCGCCCCCCUCCGGCGACGCGGGGAGCUGCAUGGUUUGCCCGAGAUUCGAACAGUCCGUGCUUCAA